Molecule: messenger RNA, 1630 nt
Organism: Helobdella robusta
Lineage: Eukaryota; Metazoa; Annelida; Clitellata; Rhynchobdellida; Glossiphoniidae
Exons: 6
Coding region: 127-906 (259 amino acids)
Source: RefSeq, a predicted model, not a curated record
AUUAAUUAUUAUUACUUUUUGCGUGAUUAUUAUAUUUUAUUCGUUAUUAAAAAAACUAAGCUGUUAGUUAAGCAAACAGAUAAACUAAAAAGUUUCGAACGAACAGUGUAGCACUAUAAUCAUUCCAUGGCUCCAAGAGUUUAUAUAAGGGGCUUCUGCGGACACAGAUUGUUGAAAUGUUUGGCCUACCUACUCAUCGUCGUCUCCAUCACCUCCAUCAUCCUGGACAUCGUUGACGUGGCUCUGACCUACAAGAUCUGUCCUCCAUCAGGAAUCCUCCGGAACUUCUACUGCCUCGCCAGUCCAUCUGACGAUGUGUGGACCUGGGUCGCUUCUGGGAUAUGGGCUUCUGUGCCGCUUACCAUAGCUGGAAUUUGGACUCUUUACAUGCUGGAUAGGCUUGAGACAAACCCUUUCUGGUAUGUACUCUUCCUUUUCGUCUGCACGUUUUUCUUCACCCCGGCCAAGAUCAUCCUGAACAGCAUCGAGGCUUCCAAGUACGGCGGCGUGAAUUCUUAUUGGGAGGGUUCUUCCUACGCUUACUCCAAAUUGGUCAUUCCAAUCUUUUUGGCUGUGUUUGCCUUCCUGGAGCACAUCCAUUGCUUGAUCUUUUUCAUCAACUUUCUGUGUUGCUGGUGGACCAACGAGCACGAGGAACGCGAUGUAGAAAAAGUGAGGAAUCCCUCACCAUUCAUGGUGGAAACUUCUCACCACAAAGCCAGCAACAACAUGUACCAGUACCAGGUCCCCUUCAACAUGCCGAUCAAUGUUGUGAACACCCCGGCCUUCACUCCGAGGUACGUCUACAGCACUCCGGGCCUUGUUAACCCUUCAGUACAGGUCGUUGGCAAUACGGGGUUGAACUUGAAUAAUCCCACACCCUAUGUGCAAUUCAAAACUGCUUAGAAAAAUGUGAUUGGCCGGAGAGAUAAGAAUGAAGUAGCGAUUAGAAAUUUGGAUUGUUGUGAAAUAUUUAUUUUGAUUGAUAGAUGAUGAAAUUGGAUACUUUUGAACAUUCCUGCACGCCAUUAAUUAAUUAAUCAUUACUUUCAUUUGUGCUCAUGGUAAGUUUUUGACAUUCAUAGAUACGACACAAAUGACUACAAAUUUUUAGUUCUUAUAUCAAACUAAUUAAUAUGUUUAUUCAAUUUUGCUUAACAUACUCAAUUGCACAGGUAUUUUUAACAAUUUUCUGAAUAUAUUUUCAAGUUGUUAAUUUUUACAAUUCGUACCAGUUUUAAAAAAUAUUAAGAGUUUAUAUUAGAUAACGCUGGGUUAUGCAAACAUGAAUGAGCAUAUAAUAUAUUUCUUUAUAAAAAAAAUUUUUAAAGUCUAAAUCAUCAAAAUUAUUUGUAAAAGUACUUGGCUGAAUGAUUAAACAGUUCAAAUAAACGUGCUAUUUGCAAGUAUUUCUAAGAAAUUAAAAAAUGUUUAGUGUUAAUCUUGAUUUAAUUGAAAAUGUUUAUUUGAAAAAAGCUAAAUUAUUUUGGAAAACUCUUUUGAACUGCAUUUGAAUUAUCAAAAACUUUACUCAUUCGUUACUUUUUAAAAUGUUUAAAUUGAUUUUGUAACUAAAUAAAUUUUUCUCUUUCUUAGUUAUUUUUCAAAAUAAAGUUUUCAAAUAAUAAAA